Molecule: messenger RNA, 745 nt
Organism: Suillus subalutaceus
Lineage: Eukaryota; Fungi; Basidiomycota; Agaricomycetes; Boletales; Suillaceae
Product: Phox-like protein
Exons: 4
Coding region: 29-589 (186 amino acids)
Cellular component (GO): endosome
Molecular function (GO): phosphatidylinositol-3-phosphate binding
Source: RefSeq, a predicted model, not a curated record
ACUUGCUCUCGUCCCCACUGUCAACACUAUGCCCGCGCCCACUCAUCCUUUCCGAAAUACAGAAAGCCUUCUCGUUGUCAUUCCGGACGAUGGAAUUGACGUCGAAGCAGAAGCACGAUUGUACGAUGAGUUGUGUGACGAUCAAGUGUCCAUUCGCCCAUCCACCCGGCCCAAAUCUCCUCAGGGACCACCCUCUAUUUUCUCGCGCGACAUUUGGCUAAACGACAACUCAGGCACGAGUCUCGCUUUUGCCCGAAAUGUGCAUAUCGCGGGGUGGACGAGCGUAGGUGAUAAGCUAGGUGGAGCUUAUGUCGUGUAUGACUGUGUGAUCCGCACAAAAGAGGGUACUACUAUCCACGCACAUAAGCGGUAUAGCGAUUUCGUGCUGUUGUACGAUGCUCUGAAACAUUCAUUACCUAAACAUCAACACCAUUUCAUCCCAGCCCUCCCCCCGAAAUCUCCCUUUUCGCGCUACCGAGCAGCUUUCGUCGAUCGUCGCCGGAGACAACUACAAUACUGGCUCUCCGCGGUUCUCCUCCACCCCGAGAUUGGUGCAUGUCAGUCUGUAAGGUGGUGGGUUAUGGAUUAGGCGUCUAUUAUGCAUGGUAUUUUGCACGCGGAGUGCUAUGAGCUGUGACGGUACGGACAAUAUCUUUCUUUAUUGUUGUUUAUUUCGGAUACUACCCUACUUACGACUUACUCUGCCUAUGAUAUAUCCAUCAGAUUAAGCACGCUCCGCUGCGCU